Adineta ricciae is the source of this 1101-nucleotide messenger RNA. Lineage: Eukaryota; Metazoa; Rotifera; Eurotatoria; Adinetida; Adinetidae. The record is from the annotation of a GenBank genome assembly.
AUGGCACCGCAUGAUGAUGUUGAAAUACAGCUUGCAUUGCAGCAUGCGAAGAAGAAGAAGAUGCACCGUUUGUUGAAAAAUCAAAUUCAACGUCGAAAAAGUCGCUUAAAGUACCACUCUAGUGCAUAUUCUUGCAGCCCAACUGUGAUGGCACAGUCAUUAACAAAACAUAUCUCUUCGGUAAAUCUUACACCGUCUUGUGGGCAACCCGUUUUACAAGAUAAUCUGUCGCAAACGUCACCAACAAAUAAUAAUACGGAAGAUGAAAAAACAUCGAAGAGCAGUAAUUCGCCAAGAUCAGUUGAUACAUAUUUUAACCUUGACAAUAUUGUUUACUCCGAGACCGUGUAUGAUUUAAAUCUUCAUCCAUAUACAAUGACAAGUUGCUUGUCAUUUUCAAAACAGCUUAUUCAACUAAUGCGAAAAUCUAAUAUCUCCAAAUCUAAUGCCAAUCGUUUCGUGAAGUUAAUACAAUCUGCUCUUCCUCAGCCAAAUAUUUUGCCUAAAUCGUAUUCUGCGAUGUUAGAUUCGCUAUCAGUUGAAAACUUAUUUGUGAAACGAGUUGUGUGUAUUAAAUGCAAAGCGGAUUUACGGGCGAAAUCAGCUUCAUGCCUCCCAUGUUCACGUGACAAUGAGAGACACCUAGCAUUUAUCUUCGAUUCAGUUCAAGAAACUGUUUUUACUCGAGUUUACAAUCGAUUAAAAUCUGUGAUUGAUACGUAUCAGACAAUUUUUACAAAGAACGAAGCUGACAAUAAAACAAAUGAUCUUGUGUUCAACAACAACUACCAGUUCCUACGUGGCUGUACUAAUCGUCCCUUAAUGAGUUUAUUACUGCAUUUGGACGGCAUCGAUUUGGAUAGAUCGGGAACAUUACAUCUAUGGAUUUUGAGUUGUUCGAUCUUAGAACUACCACCUUCUAUUCGAACUGAGCGACAAAACAAUGUAGUAUUAUCGUUGUGGGUUAGUAAAGAAUAUCCAGAUAUUAAUCUAUGGCUCGAUCGUUGUUUUGGUCAACUGGUAAAUUUAAAAGCUAAAGGUAUAGUAAAACUGAGAAAUCAAUCGAAAGUUUGUUUCCUACCAGGAGUAUUACUGAUGUAG